Molecule: messenger RNA, 429 nt
Organism: Paramecium tetraurelia
Lineage: Eukaryota; Ciliophora; Oligohymenophorea; Peniculida; Parameciidae
Exons: 3
Source: RefSeq, a predicted model, not a curated record
GAUACUUCUAUAAUGAAGUCAUGUACAAGGGAUUGGAAUACUCAAAAGAAUAAUUGGCUAACAUUCCUAAACCAUUCAAGGCUUAAUUAACCACUGAGGAAGGCAGAAGACAAUUUGAAGUCAAUGUCAACAGAUUUAUUGAUCUCUAUCCAGGAGCAAUCGUUAGAGAGGGUGAAAAAAUUUUGAUUUCUAAAGAUUCUAUGCUCUUGAAGCAAUCAAUAAUAAUAGAGACCUCAGCAAAUUUGAUUCAUCUUUGAUUGCCCAAUUGAAAUCAGAACUCACUCAAUAGGUUGCUUUGAAGACAAGCACUAAAGUUAAGAAACAAAGAGCCUCCUUCCCAAGUUGGUUAUAGUAAGAUGGAAAGGGACUCUUAGCAUGAUCUAUUACAUAACAUAUAUAAUAAAAAUAAUAUUUUACAAUAAUAACAUA